CCCGCGGCCGGCGCGCGCCUGCCUCGGCAUUUUUAUUUUGCUGGGUGGGGGGCGGUUGCCGCCGCUGCCGCCCGUCCAACGGCGCGCGCGCGAAGCAACCAUCUUCGCCGUUCGACGGGCGAGCAGGCCAGUCCGCGCGUCGAGGGGCCAACUCUGCGCGAUGAUGACACUUGUGCACUCCAUGCUGCUGCUCGGUGCGAUUGCCUGCGAGUUGUCCACGGCAGUCCAGCUGCAGUGGCACGAGCCGUUGGAGCGGGGCGUGAAGAUCUCGCCGCAAGAGUUGGCCGAUUUGGGAAAUAGGGCCGAGCAGGAUGCUCGGGCGCAGGUGGCGGCCCAGCGCGGCAAUGUUUCUCUCGCGCCCGAAUGCUUCUCUUGCGCGCAGAAAGAUUACGUUGCGCCGUGCCCGUCGGGCUGGGAGGUGGCGAUUGGCAGAAUGUGCACGGCGCCGGCGGGUUAUGGUGGAUACUGCCGGGCAGAACUGUCGUUCGACGGAGAGUCAGCUGCAACCAAGCG
Messenger RNA from Prorocentrum cordatum, 513 nucleotides. The record is from the annotation of a GenBank genome assembly. Lineage: Eukaryota; Dinophyceae; Prorocentrales; Prorocentraceae.